AUUGCGUCAUUUCAUAACGUCGUCUACCGAGGCUCCAAGACUCCGGGGCAUACGACUAUAUUAACAGAGCUCCUUCCUCAAGAAGUUUGAGCAAUUGCACCCCUUACCAAGGCAAAACAACCAACAGCCGUCAUGUCUCAGAAACUAGUUCCCUCCGACCCGUCCAAGGUCAUGGUCAUCCGCGAGGUUGUACCCAGGGUCAUCACGACAUUGUCCGUUCCCUUCUGGCGAUUCGGCAGAAUAAAGAUCGGUGGACGCGGCACCAUUGUGCGUCUUCAAUCCGGGUCCCUCGCCGUCUUCUCCCCCGUCGCCCUCACCGACGAAGUCAAAGCCAAAGUCGCCUCACUAGGAGAAGUCCGCUACAUCUGCGCGCCCGACGCUGAGCACCACAUCUUCCUCGGCCCCUGGCACUCCGCGUACCCGCAAGCGCAGAUCAUGGGCCCCGAGUCCCUUCCCGAACUGCGCGCCAAAGACAAAUCGAAGGAAGACGUGCCCUUCACUCACUUGUUCCGCGCCGACAAGCGAACCGAGACAGUCUCUCCUGAAUUCGACGCAGAAUUCGACUGGGAAUACGUGCACGCGCACGCCAACAAGGAAAUCGUAUUCCACCACCGCCCAACCCGCACCCUGAUCGAAGCAGACUACAUGUUCAACUCGCCACCGACAGAGCAAUUCAGCAAGACCGGCGUGGAUCCGAAUUCUGGGAUCCUCACCAAGAUCUUCGCCAGCUUGACGAGCACACAAGGCAAAGCUACGGGCCAGCAGAGGAUGAUUUGGUGGGGCACAAGUGCGGCGGAUAGGAAGAGCUUUGCAGCUUCGACUGCUCGUAUCAAUAAGUGGGACUUCGAUAGGAUUAUCCCGUGUCAUGGAGAUGUGAUUGAAACGGGUGGGAAGAGCGUGUUCCAGAAGGUACUGAAGUGGCACCUCGACCUAGCGAGGCAAGAGGGAUUCAAGGACUCGUAAAUAUUGAGUCGCAAGCAGGUCCAGGACGUUGAGGUGUGGAGUGCGCAUCGAAAAGAGUCGAACUGUGGCGUGGCGUUGCUGAGGGUGGUGUAAGUUGAA
Macroventuria anomochaeta is the source of this 1062-nucleotide messenger RNA. RefSeq lists its product as uncharacterized. The record is from RefSeq and is a predicted model, not a curated record. The transcript is spliced from 3 exons. The coding region runs from base 133 to 963 and encodes 276 amino acids. Lineage: Eukaryota; Fungi; Ascomycota; Dothideomycetes; Pleosporales; Didymellaceae.